CGGCAUCGGCACAUCACACGACACGAUGAACUUUGGCGGCCUCGCAGCAGGCAAGGGCAAGGCGGCGGCGGCGACGCCAGCCGCGCCAUCAGCAACGGGCGACGCAGCGGCCCUCCCCUCGCUCGAAGCUGGGCCGAGCUCUCUGCCCGCGACGACACCAGCAGCACCUGCCCUCCCCGACGCAGAGCCAUCACUAAUCCAGAAGAUCAUGGCGGACAACCCGUACUUCUCCGCCGGUGCAGGCCUGAUGGGCCUCGGCGUCGUCCUCACCGGCCUCCGGCGCGGCGUCAAGCUAGCGAGCACGGCCGCGCGCCGCCGCAUGCUCAUCACGCUCGAGAUCCCGUCCAAGGACCGCGCGUACCCUUGGUUCCUGGAAUGGAUGGCGGCGCAGGCCAACGCGGCCAAGCAAGUGCCCGUCGAGCACCGCGGCAUCCGGGGCAUCCUGAGCGGACGGAUGAACCAGCUGCCCAGCCACGAGCUCGCCGUCGAGACGACGUACAAGCAGCAUGAGAAUGGCGCGUCCGAGGCGCUGUUCAACCUCGUGCCGGGGCCGGGGACGCAUUAUUUCCGGUAUCGGGGGCACUGGUUCCAGGUCAAACGCGAGCGCGACGCCAAACUCAUGGACCUCCACUCCGGCUCCCCAUGGGAGACGCUAACCCUCACCGGCCUCUCGUCGUCGCGCACCCUCCUCCCCGACCUGCUCGCCGAGGCGCGCGAGCUCGCAGAGCAGAGCACAGAGGGCAAGACGGUCGUGUACACGGCGUGGGGCACCGAGUGGCGGCCGUUCGGCAAGCCCCGCCGCCGGCGCGAGAUGGGCUCGGUCGUGCUUGGGAAAGGGAUUGCCGAGCGGACCGAGGCGGACUUGAGGGCAUUCUUGGCUAGGAAUAAGUGGUAUGCUGAUCGAGGCAUCCCAUACCGACGAGGCUACCUCCUCCACGGCCCGCCAGGCUCGGGCAAGACGUCGUUCAUCCAGGCCCUCGCCGGCGCAAUGCACUACAACAUCUGCCUGCUCAACCUCGCCGAGCGCGGCCUGACGGACGACAAGCUCAACCACCUGCUGGGGCUGGUACCGGACCGCAGCUUUGUGCUCCUCGAGGACAUUGACUCGGCGUUCACGCGCCGCGUGCAGACGUCAGAGGACGGCUUCAAGUCGAGCGUGACGUUCAGUGGCCUCCUGAACGCGCUGGACGGCGUCACGUCCUCGGAGGAACGCAUCAUCUUCAUGACGACCAACCACUAUGAGCGGCUGGAUCCGGCGCUCAUCCGCCCCGGCCGCGUCGACCUGCACGAGCUGCUCGACGACGCGGCGGGCGAACAGGCGUACAGGCUGUUCGUCAAGUUCUACGCUGCGGGUGGCGCGGGCGCCGAGGAGGCGGCGGCCGACAAGGCGGCAGUCGACGCGGGCGACCGCGACCCACUGCUGCGCGACGAGAAGUUGACCAGCGACGACGUCGAGGCGCUCGGCCGCGACGUCGCCGCUGCGGUAGAGGCUGCGCGCGCAGAGGGACGCACAGUCAGCAUGGCGAGUCUGCAGGGCCAUUUCAUCCGCCACGGCGCGCGCGAGAGUGUCACGGGCGUCGACGCGCUGUGCCGCGUGCGCGCGUAGUGCGCGGGCGGGCGUACACGUUUGUGCCGCAGCCGUCUGUGGCGCGGCCACACACACACCA
Molecule: messenger RNA, 1667 nt
Organism: Vanrija pseudolonga
Lineage: Eukaryota; Fungi; Basidiomycota; Tremellomycetes; Trichosporonales; Trichosporonaceae
Gene: BCS1
Product: Mitochondrial chaperone BCS1
Exons: 4
Coding region: 26-1606 (526 amino acids)
Biological process (GO): mitochondrial respiratory chain complex III assembly; protein insertion into mitochondrial inner membrane from matrix
Cellular component (GO): mitochondrial inner membrane
Molecular function (GO): ATP hydrolysis activity; ATP binding
Source: RefSeq, a predicted model, not a curated record